GUGAUAUACAAAGAUGAUUUGACAUGGCUAAAGGGAAUUGGAUGUUACGUGUGGGACACUCCUCAAAUCCUGCAUGCCAAGAAGUCUUACGACCUUCAGAGCCAACUGAUAUACACAAAACCAGGGAAGGACAAUCUACCAAACUAUGGUGUGGUUAUGGACACUCCAGUUUAUGUAACUGCUGUUCAGAGUGGUAUCAAUGCUAGUGAGCUGAAAUAUAAAGAACAAUACCAUAAAACAAAGGACAAAUAUACCACAGUAUUGAAAACAGCAGAUCACGAUAGGAUCCAGAACCUCAAGCAUCUCUUCAGUGAUAAUGUAUACAAGAAAAUGUGGGAGAAAAUCAAGUCCCUCACUUACAAAUUGCCUCCCGAUGCUGUGCCUUUUGUUCGUGCUAGGCAGCUGAAAUAUAAUGCCAGUAUUGUGAAAUAUCGGGAAGAGUAUGAUAAAUUUAAAGCACUCUACACCAUUCCUAGAGGUGUUCAGGAUGAUCCCAACACUGCAAGAUGCUUAAGAGUUGGCAAGCUGAACAUUGAUCGUUUAUACAGAGACAUCUAUGAAAAGAACAAGGCUAAAAUCCAUAUCGCGCCAGACAUGGUGGGCAUAGUGACAGCUAAGAAAACACAG
This is a messenger RNA of Protobothrops mucrosquamatus (brown spotted pit viper), 627 nucleotides long. RefSeq names its product nebulin-like. Gene Ontology annotation, biological process: cardiac muscle thin filament assembly. The record is from RefSeq and is a predicted model, not a curated record. The annotation marks the transcript as partial. Gene Ontology annotation, molecular function: actin filament binding. Lineage: Eukaryota; Metazoa; Chordata; Lepidosauria; Squamata; Viperidae. Gene Ontology annotation, cellular component: Z disc. The transcript has 6 exons.